This is a messenger RNA of Acanthisitta chloris (rifleman), 996 nucleotides long. Its product is annotated as PCNA-interacting partner-like. The record is from RefSeq and is a predicted model, not a curated record. Gene Ontology annotation, cellular component: chromatin. The annotation marks the transcript as partial. Gene Ontology annotation, biological process: negative regulation of double-strand break repair via homologous recombination. The transcript is spliced from 6 exons. Lineage: Eukaryota; Metazoa; Chordata; Aves; Passeriformes; Acanthisittidae.
AUGAUUCCUUUCCAGCAGAAGAUUUUGAACUUGGUCAAGUGUUUCCGAAGACAAUGGUCUUUAUUUUCAAACUCUGAAAGGACUACUGUGUCUGGAGCAGACUGCAUGCUGAUGGCCUUGCAACUGUCCAUGGCUGAAGUCAACAAGCAGCACUGCGGAGACUUCACAAUAUCCCUUAGUGAUGUGUUGGAAACGUGGAACUAUUUGUUACAUGACAAACUGGGAUUAUCAUAUGAAAACAUGAAAGAACCUGAAAAUUAUGCUGAUGUAAAAGAAGCCUAUCAUGCCUUCUUGGAAAGGAGCAACAUGUUAGAUCUAAUAGACAUCCAUCAGAAGCACCGUAGUCUUGAACCUGAAGAUGAAAGCAUAGCCCCUGUUCAACUCUUGGAAUUUAUUUCUGGCAUAAUGAAUGUACAAGAAAAUAAUGGUUCUGUUCUUUCUACACCUUCUACACCGGGGAACAGACAGGGCCAGGGGAAUGUGGAGGUUACAAUCCUGGCAAAGAAGUCGGUGUGUUCAUAUUUAAGCCUAUUGGUGAAUUCCAAAGAUGAUCUGGCAUUGGCUCAUAUUCUAAAUGUGCCUGACAGAGGACUUGGUAGAGAAGCCUUCACUAACCUGAAACAUGCCUCACAGAAGAGAAAAAUGUCCAUUUUCCUGAUGGCAACAUCCUUUAUUCGAACCAUAGAACUUGGAGGAAGAGACUAUGCGUCGUCGAUGUACGAUCCUUUAAGACCCCAUGUCAAAGGGCUUUCUGACUUCGUUAACUUUAUUGACAAGCUGCAAGAAAUUGUUGGUGAAACCUUAGAUCCAAGACUUGCAGGGGGGCGAAUUCUGUCAACAGUGAAGAUGCAGUUGAUAAAAGGCCGAAGCAAUGGGGAUCCUUUCUGUCAGGCAGUAGAGGAAGUUGUACAAGAUUUGGAUUUGAAGAUUAAAAAUAUUAUCGAUUCACUACAGGAAGUCUCAACUGCUAGCACCACUGGAGUCAGUCCAGCACGG